AUGGAUGAUAGUGGUCAGAGGAACAGAAUACGGAGCGUAACUGAACCAUCUACUCCUUUGAGACGAAGUUCUCGAAUAGACCAAAGUUUUGCAUUUUACUCACACAGACAGAGGACCAUAUUCAGAACUAGUGAUAUCCAUUUACCUCCACAUGAGUUACCGUCAAUUGCCGCAAAGUUAAGCCAAGAAAGUAACUCUGCACCUGGGUCACUGAGAAGGUCAAGACGUAGGUCCCGGUCCCGACCUACGACCCCACAAACAGGGAGAGAUUCUAUAUCAGGAUUAUCAUCAGGUACCUUGACACCUACGAGAAACAAUAAGAGACGAAGCUCUAGUAAUUUUACAAUGGGUAAUAAAAGAAGGAAAAGGCGAUCUCUCAUUGUGACGGAGAAUGGAGUAACGGCGUUGGACCCGAAUUAUAUUGGACCUAUAACGAUUGACUACUUGCGAUUGUUCUGUAAAAUUACGAUAGAAGAAAAAGCCGAGAAAGAGAACUCUAAAACUGAAGUUCAUGAUAGCGACCCACCAGUCGAACCACAAGAAAACACACCAGCUAGGUCGCCUGGAAUUGGUGAUCGAAUGGAGACACGUAAUAUUCCGAUAUUUAAUGAUUUUGAUCAAUCCUUACCACUUCCAGACGUCGAAGGCAUUCCAGUUUCUCCAGAAUCCGAUGAUUUAGGACCACUAUACGACCCCGUUGAAAUCGGAACACCACCGAAAACUACAUUCUCGUACUUGGAGCGUAUAUUGGCGGCACAAGCUAAAAGAAAUCAAAAGGUAGAUAAGGAGACUGAACAUAGCUUUCAUAAGAAAACUCCAGAUGAAGGUAAUAUGCAAACUAUAGAUUCAAGUUCAAUGCAAACUCAAUUUAUUAUAGAGGAUAACAGUGCCCAUAUUAAGAAUGUUCCUCCAAACGAUUUGAAUAUACGUUCAAAUAUUGAGCCGGAUAAUAAUACUGGACCUAAAGUAGAAGAAAGUUUGUUUGUUCCUGAAGAAAGUUCAGGCAUUGAUGAGCCGACACCAUAUAAUGAACAAUUGUUAGAUAAUAAACAAUUGUUGGAUAAUGAACAAUCGUUAGAUAAUGAACAACCGCUAGAAUAUGAACAAGACAACAAUGAAUUUGUUGGCAUGAAUGACGAAUAUAAUGAUAUUGAGGAUAAGAUGAAUAUAAGUGACUUAUCUAAACCAGACCAUUUAUCAGAAGCUAUAUCAACACCAACAAGGACUCUUCUAGAAUUUACUACCCACGAGGAAUUGGAAGGACGGUCACCAACUUCUCCAAAUGCUGUGGUAAAUGAAGAAUAUACAAUUGAUAAUGAUUUCAAUAACGAUUUGUUUGAGGAGGCAUUUGAUACAAAUAAUGAACAUAAUGAAAUUGAUAAUAGCUUGGAUAAGCAAACUGACAAGUCUACUGGAGCUCCGGCUACUAGGAUAACAAGAAGUAAUAAAACUAAAAUAGAACGAAGUCAUUUACCAUUACCUAUAAACAUGGUAAAGAAUGUUGUCAAAUUAUUGCAAGCUGCACCUACAAGGGGUAAUAGUACUGCUACUAAUAAACAGAGAAAUACCCAGAAAGUCAAGAGACUUACACCUGACAUCUAUGAGUUUAUUCAACAAAAGUCGGAUGAUUUCAUUCUGAAUGUUGUAGCGGACUUAGAGGCAUACUCGGGACAUCGGACUAAUAACAAAAGUAAUCAAAUCAAUAUCAAAGAUGUUCUUCUUUAUUUAAAUAGAAUUAAAUUUAGUUCUGGGGGUGAAAAUAGGAUACAGGAGGUUGAUAAUAUAACAAACUUGGCUUAUAAGUUCUUACCCUUGGAGUUGCUUAUUUCACUUGAUAAUAAUUUACAUGGCCGAGUUAAUAGACAGAAACCCAAGACUUAUGAAGAAGAAAAUCACUCGGAGAGCUUUGAAACUGAUAGUGAAUCAGAUUACAAUAAUGAGCCUGCUCUGAAACGAGCAAAUUCGGCUCAGCAUAUAAGACAUUUGAAAACAUUUAGUGAUAGUGAAACUGAAUAA
Messenger RNA from Debaryomyces hansenii CBS767, 2016 nucleotides. RefSeq lists its product as uncharacterized. The coding region runs from base 1 to 2016 and encodes 671 amino acids. Gene Ontology annotation, cellular component: transcription factor TFIID complex. The record is from RefSeq and is a predicted model, not a curated record. Gene Ontology annotation, biological process: DNA-templated transcription initiation. Lineage: Eukaryota; Fungi; Ascomycota; Pichiomycetes; Serinales; Debaryomycetaceae. Gene Ontology annotation, molecular function: protein heterodimerization activity. The transcript has a single exon.